AUGGACUACACGGCAGCCUCUCAGGCCCUUGGUCCCAAGAGAUUCAGCGUCUUGAAGACAUACCAAUCGAUUCCAGAAGCCAGUGAUCUGGAGUGGUCUGAUGAUUUCUUCGAGGGCGACGAUGGGAUUGUUGCGGUGUUCGAUUUCGAUUAUCUUCAAAUUGUGGAUUUCAACACCCAGAUGGCGUUUGCUGGACUGGUGCCGACAUUGGGAUCUCAAAUUGAAUGGGAAGCGUAUGCUCAACAUGUGGCCGUCACAGUGGACGGAAUCCGCUUUGUUCAAGACAAGCGCAAGUCUUGUUGGGGAAUCUCUGUGUGCGAUAAGGGCCGUCACUCGAAAACAGUUCCCUUUGACAAGAUCACCGAUUGUGAUAUUGUCGAACCAGCUGGUGCAGAAUGUCUGUGUAUCCCUCGAGUUCUCAUGACUGUGAAUAUUGACACUGCGAGCUCUGGUGGAGAGAGCAGGCAGUAUGAACUAAAGAUAACUGGCCUGCAGGAUGCCCAUCGAUUCAAACAAUUGGUUUGGGCCAUGAAACGAGCCACGCGUGGAGGUGGCACAGGAGCUGCACCAGCAUAUUAUCAGGCACCACAAGCGCUGGAAAUGACAGAACGGGCCAAUGGAUCAUCUGCGGCCAACGCGUUGGAGCGUGCUCGCAGCGGAGAGAGUAAUGGUACUGUGAAGAACUUGUUGCGUGACAUUAGAACUGAACUGCGAGAAAACAAUCAGCUCAUGAGAGAAAUGAGGGAGAAGGAAAAAGACCAAGGAAUUGAAAAGGUCCAAGGGACUGGUAGCUGCAAGGAUGCUGCGGCGACUUUUGAGAAGGGAGAGAUGGCUUGA
Molecule: messenger RNA, 837 nt
Organism: Seminavis robusta
Lineage: Eukaryota; Bacillariophyta; Bacillariophyceae; Naviculales; Naviculaceae
Source: the annotation of a GenBank genome assembly